UUUUAAUUAAUAUUAUAUUACAUUUUUAUAUCAAUAAAAAAUAAUUAUAUAUAAGAAUAUGUCCAAUGUUCUGUUGAAUAAUCUGUGUUAGACCUAUGUUUAUAAUUAUGACAAUGUGGUAUCACCCGUAUUAGACAAUACACGGUAAACCAACUAUACGCCUUACCCUCGUAUUCUCUAGUUAAUGACAUUCUCUAAUGUUAAUGUACGAUGGUAUGCGCUUGUCAAUUCUUAGUUCGUUCCUAUCUAGUUGAAAUGACUCAAAGAUUACAUAUACCUUGCCACCUUGGCACUAUUCAGUUUAAUAAAACUUCAUUGACACAUAUGGUCGGAAACACUUUUAUUGUAUUAAAACACACAUAAAUAAAACACUUAGCAAAUUCAGAUCACCUAGCCCGUACUACGAUCGGCGUUUCACAUGCAAGUCGUAGCUACGUCCUCGCCGAAUCACUCAGCGACACUGGGUGCCGUGCCUGCGCGUACGGCGGUGUUAUAUAGAAAAUGAAAUAUAGAAGGUGAAAUAAAUCGUCUUGAAUAUCUAAAGUCAAUUUCCUUUAAAUUUAUACCUACAAAAUUUUAAAAUUUUUUAAUAUUUUAUAAUAAAUAAUAUAUUAUAAUUGGGUUAUAUUUCCGUUUCUUAUAAGAUUUAAUAUUAAGUCUCAUAAAUUUGAACGUGGAAAUCGGCUCCAAAUAAUUGAUAGGCUAACGUUUUUAUUAUUCGUUUUAUAAUAAUUAAAUGCUCCUGCUCGAACACCAUAAAUUAUAUAAUACACACACAGCACUACCGUUAAACCGGUUUGUGAAUUCCUGAUUUCCGAUAAUAAUACAAAACUCGGCGUCUCAGUGUCGCAUUCCCCUCGACUAAAAUUACAGAGAAAAAACUGGUCACCGCUACUCAUGACUCCAUGGUUGGGAGGGGGUGGGGGUGGACCCAAUACGAUCGUCGUUCUCCCGAUAUCUCAAUGGCCGACAGUUGAAACUAACCACAAACAUCGGUGCAUCGACGACGAUUCCACGUGACACCGACUCCACGCGCCAAGAUAACAGGCAGACUUCCAGUUAUUAAAAGUUAUUUAACUCAUCGUUAAACGUAAUUGGUUAAAUAAUUGUAAUAUUCGGAUGAGUAUUUUCAGUGUUUAACGACACAAUUAAAACAAAGUAAAUGACACGAUAACAGUCAAAAGAUAAGAAUCUGUACAUUAAACAAUAUAAUUCAAGUUAUGUUCAUAUAAUUAGCAGAAUGAGUUCCUCGAUAUCUAUACAUCUGUGGAUUUGUAUUUUGGUAUUCUUACCAUCAUGUUACAGAGGUCGAGCUGAGUUCUACUUUAAAGAUGAUGGUUUGAUGAUAAAAAGAACUGACUGGUACAAACAUCUCAAAACCAAAGAAUUAGAUGAUCAUAUUAAAACAUUUGUCAGCGAUAUUGAGAGACGUGAGGAGGAUAAAUUAUGGUUUGGGUUAAAUAUGGAUAUUGGAAGCCCGGAGCAUGGACUUUUGAUCGAUUCUCAGCUUUCCGAAGAACUGUAUUCAUUAUAUAGGCAUGCUGAAAUUGUUUCUGAAGCUUCCUCCUUUAUACGCCAUAGAGAAUGUCAAGAUGGUGGAGGACAAUGUGCCAUAGACUUAUCGAAAGUGAAACUAGACAAGACAUCUUUGGGUAAUAUUUGUUUGUCCAUGUUUUACAACAAAACAGCAUGCAUCGGGAUGAACUUGAAGUAUCGUAGUCCUGACGGUUCUUGUAACAACUUGAAACGUUACUACUCGGGAAAAGCAACCACGGCUUAUAAACGUUUGCUGUUUAAUAACUAUAUUAACAGUUUUGAUAGAGUUAAGGAAGAGUAUUUUUCAUCUUACAGACCCAGUCCUAGAAGGCUGAGCGUUGAAUUUGUCAAAGAAGAGCACUCACCAGAUGACUUCAAAACGAUGGCAAUGGCGUACUGGACGAUUUUUGUAGGCCAUGAUCUAUCUCACACGGCAAUGUCUAGAAUGCUGAUUAGUAAUAAAUCCGUGAGCUGCUGUGCAGAAAGACGGUUGCAACUCAUGCCUAGAAGCAUAUACCACGAGUUGUGCUUGCAAGUUAUGAUACCGGAUGGAGAUCCAUUUUUCCGUAACCCUCAUCGUUGUAUGCACUACGCGCGUUCGGUGCCAGCUGUGCGUUCCGAUUGUACUUUUGGAGUCAGGGAACAAAUGAACCAAGCUACUCAUUAUUUAGAUGGGUCGAUGAUAUACGGUUCGUCGGCGAAACGGACGUGGUCGUUGAGGACCAACUUGGACGGCCAACUAUUGACAAGCAUGGGCUGCGAUAACAAGAACCAUGGCGACCAGCUACAGCCGCAGUAUAUGCCGCUGGAAGACACAGAAUCAAUCGCCUGUCAGUAUGGCAGCGGCACGUGUUAUAGAGCUGGUGACAUCCGGGCAAAUGCGCUUCCCCAAUUGACGGUCAUGCACACAUUGUGGAUGAGGGAACACAACCGGUUGGCCAAACUACUGUCCCACGUCAACCCGCACUGGGACGACGAACGUAUUUUUCAGGAGGCCAGGAAAAUCGUUACGGCAUCCAUUCAGCACAUAACUUACGCUGAGUGGCUGCCAGCGCUGCUCGGGGAAAACUACACCAGGCGGAACGGGCUUGAGCUGCCGACAAAAGGCUACAGUAACGCGUACAACGAGACCACCGACCCGAGCGUCAGCAACAGCUUUGCGACCGCAAUAUUACCAUUCGCCAAUUCCAUGUUAAGCGACACCAUCAGUUUAUAUACGGAAGGCCGAAUGAUCAACGCAAGUCUUUCACUAAAGGAACAUUACAACCGACCAACUGGUUUACUAUUAAAUUACAUGGAUCAGCUUGUCAGAGGGCUAUCUACACAGAAUACACAAAAAAUUGAUAUGCUAUUUACUAAAACGCUUACAAAUUACUUAUACAGUGUUUAUCCAAACCACGCGUUUGGAAUGGACAUCGUCAGCUUGGAUAUACAACGAACCCGCGAUCAUGGUAUACCAAGCUACACAGAAUUUAGAAAAUAUUGUCGACUAAAAGCUAUCAGAAGUGUACAAGAUUUAUCCAAGAUCAUGGUUGAAGGCUCAACUGAUAGACUAUUGAAGCAAUACAAACAUUGGAGAGAUAUAGAGCUUUUGGUAGGUGCAUUGUUUGAGAAACAUGAAGAAGACUCAAUGGUUGGCCCAACGAUGAGAUGUAUCAUUAGAGAACAGUUUAUAAGAACUAGAAUGGCAGAUAGAUAUUUUUACGAUUUACCAAAUAUAUUCAAUGAAUAUCAACUGACAGAAAUCAGAAAAGUGACGCUUGCCAGAAUCUUUUGUGAUAACAGCAAUAAUGUCACAAUGAUGCAGAAAAAAGUAUUUUUGAUACCUGCAAUGGCUGAUUUGCAACUCUGUAAUUCCCAAUCAAUUCCAAAAAUCAACAUCAAUCACUGGUCAGAGAUGGUCGAUACAUUUAAAAAAUAACUUUAAAUUUAAUAAUCAAUAAUCAGUGGAAGUACCUUCACUGGAUGGUUUGUUCCCUCAAGUAACUCAAGCCAUUGCAUUUAAUUUUAUUUAAAAAACAUACAUUAGGCUUAUUGUACUUUUUUUUAGUAUAGAUUGUAUAAGUUCUAGAUUAAAAAAAAUAAUCAAUAAUCAGCCUUUAAUCUAACCUUAUUUUCAUUUUACCUAUAUAAUUUAUCUUGUCUUUAAUAAAUAUUUUUAAAUUAAUUAUGAGUCUAAAAGUUGCUAUGUUACGCACUUGUAAGACGGAGACAACAAAUUUCACUGUAACGGCCCAUUAUGGCCAAAAAAAUAAAAAUAUUUUUGUCUGUCACAGAAAAAUUAUAGUCAGGCCAAAAUACAAACAUGAUAAAUUUUAGGUAUGUAUACUCUGCAACACCUCAAAUGAUGGCUCUGCUUUUGCCCAAAUACCGAUUUUUAUGUUUCACAUAAACUACACCAUAUUAAUAUGACAAUAUGAACUACCCACACAGCCUUUGUCAAUCAAAAAAUUGUAUAAAUAUUAAAUUUGAUAUGGAUUUAGAUAUUUAAAUUUAAAAGUUAAUGAAUUAUUGAUAAAAUAUUUUAAUUUUUACGCUGUAACCAAAACAUUGUAAAGUUAUGAAUAAAUAUUGGCUCAACAAUAU
Messenger RNA from Metopolophium dirhodum (rose-grain aphid), 4122 nucleotides. RefSeq names its product peroxidase-like. Gene Ontology annotation, molecular function: peroxidase activity; heme binding. The coding region runs from base 1241 to 3457 and encodes 738 amino acids. Gene Ontology annotation, biological process: response to oxidative stress. The record is from RefSeq and is a predicted model, not a curated record. The transcript is spliced from 12 exons. Lineage: Eukaryota; Metazoa; Arthropoda; Insecta; Hemiptera; Aphididae.